Lotus japonicus is the source of this 1384-nucleotide messenger RNA. Its product is annotated as protein HIGH CHLOROPHYLL FLUORESCENCE PHENOTYPE 173, chloroplastic-like. The record is from RefSeq and is a predicted model, not a curated record. The coding region runs from base 289 to 756 and encodes 155 amino acids. Lineage: Eukaryota; Viridiplantae; Streptophyta; Magnoliopsida; Fabales; Fabaceae. The transcript has 9 exons.
UCGCUCUACUAUUACUGGUGAUCUCUUCCGGGUCUGGUUCUCUCUGUUGGCGGCAAUGGUAGAUCUUAUGUAUUAAUUCUCGAAGCUGGUGCUUCUGGGGAUCCAAGUCAGAGUAAAUUGUAUUUUACAAGAUUUAGUACAAAAGUGGGAUUUUGUAGGGUUAGAGUACCAUUUUCAUCAUUCCGCCCUGUGAACCCAGAUGAUCCAGUUUUAGACCCUUUUCUUGUACACACAUUGACAAUACGCUUUGAGCCUAGAAAACAGAGGUCCGUUGAUGCAAAUGCAACUAUGAAACAGGAUUUGAGAAGCUUUAAGCUUAUAUUGGAAUAUAUAAAAGCUUUGCCUACCGGGCAAGAAACCGAUUUUGUCUUAGUUUCAUGUUCAGGACAAGGGAUUGAGCCUUCCAGGCGGGAGCAGGUUCUUAAAGCCAAGCAGGCAGGCGAAGAUUCCUUAAGAAGAUCUGGCCUUGGGUACACAAUAGUUCGUCCAGGUCCAUUGGAGGAAGAACCUGGUGGGCAGCGCACUCUAAUAUUUGAUCAAGGAAAUCGAAUAUCUCAGGGCAUCAGCUGUGCUGAUGUGGCUGAUAUAUGUGUGAAGGCACUACAUGAUUCAACUGCAAGAAACAAAAGCUUUGAUGUAUGUUACGAGUAUGUUGCUGAGGAAGGGAGGGAGCUUUAUGAGCUGGUUGCACACUUGCUUGACAAAGCAAAUAACUACUUGACACCAGCACUUUCUGUGUUAGAGAAGAAUACAUGAUCAUCCCUCGUCGAGACAACAUGCUUCCCAGUUGUGAGAUUUCAUAUAAUCGCUUCCUUCUCAGUGUUGUCAACAAAAAACAGAGGAAUGAGAGGAUGCGGAAAAGAGUAUGAUCUACUCACCAGAAAGCAGAAACUCUGAGAAGGUUUGCUUGCAAGUUGCAACCGUGCUGUAGAGUGUAGUCUCUGAGAAGUGAGAACCAGAGAGAAUUUGAAAGAGAGGAGAGGAGAGUUGAAGCGUUAAUAUAGAGAAUAGUUAUUAGGGAAUUAGGGUAAUUAAUGGGAAUUAGCGUUAAUAGGAGGUGGCCCAUUAUAUUCUGUUUUUAAAACCCUAAAAACUAGCCAGAAAAACGUUUGAAUUCCAUGAAAUCCGAUAUUUCCGUUUCUGGCAUAACGCCGCUAUGGCGUUCACGGCCGCGAUCGCGAUUAUCGCGGUGGCCGCUAUGUAGCGGCAUAACGAUUGCGGUGAAGCAAAUUCCCGCUACGCUAUAGCGGGUAGCGGCCGCUAUAGCCGCUAUUUAACAACACUGUUCCUUCUUUGUUCUACUUCUACUUUGCUGCUUCAAGUGGAAUGUAACUAUUUUACCUGUAUAUAUUCACGUGCAACCCAAAAUCCACGAUUUCAGAAA